GCUUCGUUUACCGAACUAGCGCGGGGUUCCCGAGACGCCCUGGGCGCUCCAGGAGUAUCUGUGUCCGUAAAAGGGGCCUAAUUCUCCCUCACACCCGAGCCCUCACCUCUGCCAAGGCACCUGCACCCCUCUGCUCCGCCCCAACCCUGCCCGAUUGCCGAGCUACGACGAAACUACAGCUCCCAGAGUGCAUCGUGCCGAAAUCUGUAGAUGGAGAAUCAGGUGGCUGGAGUCAGGUGACUUCUGGCCCGCCUUCACCUCAAGUCUAGCAGGCCGGGAGAAGCGGGUACAGUCCGAAUCGGCUCCUGCGUGCGGUGUGUUCGGUCCUCGGGGCCUUAGAGGAUCUCGGUUCCCCUCCAGCCGCGCCAGGGUUCCAUCACCUACCAGCAGUCCCGGCCUCGAGACACCGGACAGCCUCGAUGUUGAAAGGUCCGCGUGGUGACCUCUCCUGGCUCUCGCCACAGGAAUCCCCAGCGGCUGUCAGGUGGGAAGACCUAGGCUCUGUGGGCUGAGGCAGCACAUAUAGACCACACUACAGAUGUCCGUGCUCACCUGCUCCGUCUUGACACGCGGCUCACCUGCUGUGCGGCGGGUUAUGGGUGUUACUCAGUGCCUCUCCCUUGCUUCACCAUUCUCUGAGAUUGAAGAACAUGAGAAACAGUUGGCUGACUAUUUUUAUCCUUCUUCCUCUGAAGUUCGUAGAAAAAUGUGAGUCGACCAUCGACCUCACCGUUCCUCCCACUGUGAAGCUGAAAAAUGGAAGCUCAGCCAACAUCAGCAUCGCCCUUCAGCAUCCAUUAAAUGCAACCUUGGUGAUCACUUUUCAAAUCACAUUUCGUUCAAAAAAUGUUACUAUCCUUGAGCUCCCUAAUGAAGUUGUGGUGCCUUCCGGUGUGACAAAUUCCUCUUUUCAAGUGACGUCUCAAAAUGUUGGACAACUUACUGUCUACCUGCAUGGAAACCAUUCCAACCAGACCGGCCCGAGGAUCCGCUUCUUGGUCAUCCACAGCAGUGUCGUUAGCAUCGUAAACCAGGUGAUUGGCUGGAUUUACUUCGUGGCCUGGUCCAUUUCCUUCUACCCUCAGGUGAUCACCAACUGGAGGCGGAAAAGUGUCAUUGGUCUAAGCUUUGAUUUCGUGGCGCUGAACCUCACAGGCUUCGUGGCCUACAGCGUGUUCAACAUUGGCCUCUUCUGGGUGCCCUACAUCAAGGAGCAGUUUUUCCUCAAGUACCCCAACGGAGUGAACCCUGUGGACAGUAACGAUGUCUUCUUCAGCCUGCACGCGGUCGCCCUCACGCUGGUUAUCAUUGUGCAGUGCUUCCUGUACGAGCGAGGCAACCAGCACGUGUCCUGGCCUGCCAUCGGCUUCCUGGUGCUCUCGUGGCUCUUCGCGCUCAUCACCAUGAUUUUGGCUGCAGUCGGGGUUACCACCUGGCUCCGGUUUCUCUUCUGCUUCUCCUACAUCAAGCUCGCAGUGACGCUGGUCAAGUAUUUUCCACAGGCCUACAUGAACUUUUACUACAAAAGCACCGAAGGCUGGAGCAUCGGUAACGUGCUUCUGGACUUCACCGGGGGCAGCUUCAGCCUCCUCCAGAUGUUCCUCCAGUCCUACAACAAUGACCAAUGGACACUGAUCUUUGGAGACCCAACCAAGUUUGGACUCGGCGUCUUCUCCAUCUUCUUCGAUAUUGUCUUCUUCGUUCAGCACUUCUGCUUGUACAGAAAGAAACCGGGGCUUCAGGCAGCACACACGGGUUCGGACAGCCAUCCCAGGCAGGACUGGGUGCUGAGCUUGGAGCCGAAGGCCUUGACCUAAGCAACCAGUGUUUCUGGGAGCAGCCUGAAGGACUGACCCUGCAGUUGUGAACCAAGGGCGCUUUGCUGCCACUGCCAUGUUCCCAGAGACCAAGCAGCCUGGUGGUGCGGCCAAUGGACUCAGAGGUGCCGGUGCUGGUGGAAGAGGGGACAGGAUAUGGGGGUUCUCUGCGCACUCACCUUCCUGACACUGCCCCAGCUGUAAUCACAGGUGGUCUAGGCCAGGGUCUGGCAAAGAAACUGUAUUUCUGAGCCUUGAGGUACCAGACAGAUUGGUUCUGAGCUAGGCUUAUGCCCAACGCCUCUGGAUCUUUAUCACACUAACCCCUCUUGGAUUUUUUGGAGGGAGGUUUUGGAAGCGAGUGGCUUAAUUUCUUCACCUUCUGCCUACCUCCACUUUCCCAGAGUCUGGGGCCCCACAUAAGCCCCUUCAACUGCUCCUCAUCCUGCAUCUGGAGUAUAGGACGGACGGACACACACACACACACACACACACACUUCUGUGCCUUAGAGGUCUUUUAAGACCUGCCAAACGGUGGGCGUAGCUCCCCUACAGGGGAGGGCUGGCCCCCUCCCCUCACUUCCCCCAGACCCCUACCUGAGCCUUGCCAAGUUUUUGCUGUUCAGGAGCCUGACAUAGGGACUUGAGACCACCUCACGCAACCCGCAUGGGCCCAACCUUUAUUCCACACCCCCUUCCCUCCUAUCCCAGGUAGUGCUCCUUCCUGUGGCAGGAGGGGAGGGUCCCAGGAUGUGCCUUGCCGUUCACUCUCAGACUUUUUUACUACGAGAUCAAUGUGAGGUGCCUGUAUCCUUAAUUAAAACCUGAUUUGUCUCCUUUCCGCA
This is a messenger RNA of Suricata suricatta (meerkat), 2662 nucleotides long. It is a transcript of the gene CTNS, whose product is annotated as cystinosin, lysosomal cystine transporter. Gene Ontology annotation, biological process: L-cystine transport. The record is from RefSeq and is a predicted model, not a curated record. Gene Ontology annotation, cellular component: lysosomal membrane. The transcript has 14 exons. Gene Ontology annotation, molecular function: L-cystine transmembrane transporter activity. The coding region runs from base 651 to 1817 and encodes 388 amino acids. NCBI's taxonomy places the organism in Eukaryota, Metazoa, Chordata, Mammalia, Carnivora, Herpestidae.